Vollenhovia emeryi is the source of this 1127-nucleotide messenger RNA. Its product is annotated as lysine-rich arabinogalactan protein 19-like. Bases 242 to 733 code for a protein of 163 amino acids. The record is from RefSeq and is a predicted model, not a curated record. The transcript has a single exon. Lineage: Eukaryota; Metazoa; Arthropoda; Insecta; Hymenoptera; Formicidae.
GGCGCCUUUAACGCAAAACUGGCGCCGAAGUUCACCGGGCCGUUGGAAGUACGGCGAAUCGUAUCCCCAGUCAUUGUGGACCUGCGCAGUACACACGGAAAAUGGUACCGACACAUCCACGUGCGGGAUUUGAAAGCGGCACCCGCCAACAACAACUCGGGCAACGAGGACGGCGAGGAAAACAACGCCGCAUAAGCAAAGCCACGAACGAACUCGGGGCGAGACGGCACUCGAGUCCGAGAUGACGACCGAACACGACGUGCUAGCCGAAAUCGACGCCCUGCUACGGGACACGGAGCCGUACGACCCGGCCGCCCCCGCUAUCGGGGACCAGUGGGUCCGCCUGUACCGAGCCGAUCCCGAAGCCGAGCCGCCACCAGCCCGGCCCACGACGCAGCGAGCCGUCCCGCGAGUCGGGACGGUGAUACAGAGGUCGGACGCCACCAACGAGAGGAAGCGAGCCUGGCUCCUGUCGGUUCCGCCGCCGCUACCACCUCGGCCAGCACCAACGCCCGCUGCACCGCGACCGACCCUCCAGCCGGCACGACCGGAGGGGCCUCUGCCGCCGCCGCCCAUCCCCGUGGAAGUGGAGACGGGAGUGACAGUGGACGUGCCGCACUUCGCGGCCCACGUCAGCCGCCGAUACAAGGCCCGCCUCGGAAACCGGCGCUGGGUCAUCCGCUUCAACGGAAACGGGAAGCCGCGCUCGGUCCGAGAGAUCGUACCACAAUAGGCCUCUAAAUGCAGGCCUUAGCAAAUGGGGGGGUGAUGUAACGAUGCACCCCGGAGCCGCAUCGUUCCCCGGCUAAGACCGCCGGAUGCCGCUGAUCAAACGGCGAAGGGCGGGCGCCUCGCGCCCGCCGCAUAAUCGCCCCGCACCGGCCGUGCGACGAGCCGCGAACGCUCGCCGAGACGACACGCGCCGAAACCCCGCGGAAACGGCCGAAGCCGUCCACCCGGCGUACUCCGUACCGCGACAAGGGGCGCAAGCGCACCACCCCGCCACGCGCCGCCGAUUUCAGCGCCGCCAAAAUCGGCAGCAAUAAUAUAAAAGGGCAAGCGAACACCGAAACGAGAGAUUCCGCCGCCGACCAGCCGAAAAGCUCGAAGGCAAUCCGACACCGAAU